Messenger RNA from Mus musculus (house mouse), 1486 nucleotides. Its product is annotated as RIKEN cDNA 4930480E11 gene. NCBI's taxonomy places the organism in Eukaryota, Metazoa, Chordata, Mammalia, Rodentia, Muridae. The record is from RefSeq and is marked validated. The transcript has a single exon. The coding region runs from base 29 to 1213 and encodes 394 amino acids.
GAACAUAGGCCUCAGAGCCAUAGAUAUCAUGGGGGAUCAGAGGCUGCCAGAGAACCAGCUUCCUCGAUUACCCAGGUGCAAGCCUGUCUUGAAACACAAGACAGAACAACAGACAUCCACUCCUUUCAUGGAGGACCAUCACCAGCACUUUUCUCAGGAAGAACUGGAUGACUUUACUACAGAUUAUGAGCCACAUGAAGAGAUUUCUUCACAAACCAUCCAGGGGACUGUUUUCCCCAGAAUUUCUCAUAAAUUAUCCAGUACUGCCACGAAAAUGAAUCAGAGAAAGCUACCCAAGGAUUUGGGAUUGUUUUCCUCAAUUUCAAUGGGUCAGCAAGGAAUUAGAAGACCACAAUACAAGUUGGAUCACUUGUCUCAGAUGGAAGAUGAUGCUGAAGAAUAUAGCAUAAAUUUGAAGGAGCAGCCAAAAUGUGAUCAGAAUCUGAAAAAGUGGCCUAGCUUCAAAAAUAAAAUGAAAGUAAAUAAGAAUAGCAAGCAUGGGAAGAAACUUCACAACCUGCAUCCCCCUGAAAAUUCCAGGUUGGGUCAAAAAAAAUUCCUUCCGACACACACAUCCAGAAAUAAGAAUUUGCUUGACCCUCUUUAUUAUAGAUGCACACAAAGGGGAGGUGAUAAUACACAUGAAUUGAAUGAAGCAAUGGGAAACUUGGAUGUGUUGCAACAAUUUGAAAUGGACUAUGCUAACCAACCAACUUAUGACGAAUUCUCAGACAAGAUAAUCAGUCUUCCUCCUUCAAAGCUCAAGUACUUCAGAGGAUUAACCAAAGAAAAUGGAAUCAAAGUCUGCAAACAGAUAUCAAAAUUUGAUAUGAAAGUCCAAAAGCCACAUGAUCUUUCUCUGUCCACCAAGGAGAAGUUUAAACAUGGACCAUCAUACCAGAAAGUGAAGCAAUUGAAAACACAGGCUGUAAAAGAGCCUUUAAAUGACCCCAAGAGCUUGCCUGAAAUUGAAGGUAAAAAUGUUUGCAAACCAGAUGUACUUGAAAAUCUCUAUGGAGCAAUUGCCUUUAAGGAUUUCAUUGUACACAAGGGCUAUGAUAUGCCAGGAAUACUCCAGAAGCUUUUUAUGAAAAAGGGAUGGAAUUACAACUCAGUUAAUACUCCUAUACCAAGUGUAUUAAAAUAUCAUGAAAUGAUUCAGAAAAAAAUGGAUGAUGAAGAUGAUGAAAACAGUGGAAAUGAACUUUACUAAAAAAGAUUUUCUUAUCACCACUACUUGACUGUGUCCUCCCCUCAUUUUUCAUUUGUAUUGAGUGGACACCCUUUGGCACCACAACCACAAACAACUCUUAACAUUCAGAAACAUUUCUCAAUGAAGUUAUACUCUGCCCUCAAGAAUAUUUUUGAUAUGCUAUACAGUGUGAGUUCAACAUUAGAAUCUAAUUACCUCACAUAGUCUUUCAUUGACACUGCUACAAAAAUCAUUUGUAAAACUACAUAAACCAUUCAUUAAAAACAGAAAAAC